Molecule: messenger RNA, 543 nt
Organism: Alternaria novae-zelandiae
Lineage: Eukaryota; Fungi; Ascomycota; Dothideomycetes; Pleosporales; Pleosporaceae
Exons: 3
Coding region: 1-543 (180 amino acids)
Source: RefSeq, a predicted model, not a curated record
AUGACGUAUACCAAUACCGAAAGCUCCUCUCGUGAACUGAACUACACCGGAGGAUCAACGCAAAACGAAGCGGCUAUAUUCAGGAAUGAAUGGAUGGAAUAUCUUGCUGGUUUCGAAGCGAGUCUCCACUAUGCGAGACAGCAGUACGACGAGGCUCGAGGCAAUCAUGGGCCUUUACUGGCCUACUACUGCCACGACAACCCUGGCCGUGACCUAGAGGAACUGAAGGACGAAUAUGGCCCGCAUUUUCUUCAGCGCACACGCGAACGUAUAAAGGCGAUUCAGGAAGCGGAAGAAGCAUUGGAAAACGCAAGGGUGGAGGCCAAGGGAGCUGGAAUCGACCUGUACGCCGAGAAUGAUCACGAUCUGAGAUGCGAUGACAAGGUUCAGGAGUACUUGAUCGCGCAAGACGUUGAAAAGUUGAUAGCCAAUGUCGACCGCGGAAAGAUCACUCGAUGGCUGGAAAACUUCCGGAGAGACUACUUCCAUAGCAUCUGCAUCAUCGACGGGAAGCUCAGACUCAGCGGGAAGCCAAUCAUUUGA